AGAUACUUAUGUCACUAAUGACAGAAUUUCUGGAAUUUGGAAAAACAGAUGGCGGUAGAUUUGACUUUCUUAUAAAUACUUACGCAGAUGUUUAAGAACACUUGAAUGGAAGAAGUACCUAUGUGAAUUGAAAUAACAGUUUGCCCUUAUUGAGUUCUCUGUUUAAUAUCACCUGGAAAACGAUCAACCUGGUAUUGCUGCACAUGGAAGAAAAGACGUUGUUAAUGGCAAUGCUGAUUGCCUGCAUUGUUGUAAUUACAGCUGAGAAGUACUGUCCUGAAAUCAAGAAUACUCAGUGUGAGCUGUAUUAUAGAAUAAACGACUGUUGUUUACAAAGUGACUGCCGCUCAUAUGCAGUCUGUUGCAAAGGUCGUUGUGGGAACGUAUGCCAGACGGCGAAAGAUGCACCAACAAAUGGAGUGGCUGUUAAGGACGGAGAAGAUUGCAAGCUUGGUAAUGUGUAUCCGAAAACAGGUUUUGAAUGGUUAUUUGGGGAAAAAUCAAGAUAACAUGCCUAGAAAAAAGCUUCAUUCCGAAAAGCAGUCUUAUCAGUUCUAUAUGUUUCUAUAACUGAUACUGCCUUUUACAUUCUAAUAUGGCUGUACUUUUUAUCUAUGAAUCUUUUCCAGUGGUUGUAAUAAACACAUACAGAAUAAAAAUUAAUGCAUAUAAA
Molecule: messenger RNA, 673 nt
Organism: Stegodyphus dumicola
Lineage: Eukaryota; Metazoa; Arthropoda; Arachnida; Araneae; Eresidae
Product: U20-lycotoxin-Ls1c-like
Source: RefSeq, a predicted model, not a curated record